Messenger RNA from Andrographis paniculata, 1081 nucleotides. RefSeq names its product F-box protein At1g61340-like. Gene Ontology annotation, molecular function: protein binding. The record is from RefSeq and is a predicted model, not a curated record. Bases 303 to 752 code for a protein of 149 amino acids. The transcript has 3 exons. Lineage: Eukaryota; Viridiplantae; Streptophyta; Magnoliopsida; Lamiales; Acanthaceae.
AAAAAAAAAAAUCACAUAUAUUUAUGAUCAAUUAAUAUUGUUAGAGAGAGUAUAUAAAGAAAGAAGAUUGCCGUGCGUGCGAGUUUAGAUAGAUAGAAGAUAGUUAGAGUGUGCGUUUUUUGUUUCCAUCUUCAGCACAACCGUUUCUGCCAAUCUUCCUUCACUUUUCCGCCUCAAAUCUGCUCUGGAUUUAGGGUUUACGAAGUUGUAUUAAUUAGCACAAGUGAAUCCACGCCUGAGAUUCCGCCGCAGGUAUAAAUCACUCAGAUUCUCUUCCCUGUCCGAACACCAGAUCUCCGAAAAUGGGGUGCCUCGAAAAAUGCGGCUCCAGCGUUGUCCGGAGCUCCUCCUUCGGCCGGAAGAGAGUCGCCGCCGACAUGGAAUUCGAGAGCGCCGCCGCCGCCGGAAAGAGAUUCGCCGGCCAAUCACCUCUCGAGAGUUUACCUCAGGAACUUCUGAUUAGGAUCGUGUGCGGUGUGGAGCACGACGAUUUACAGAGCUUGUUGUCUGUAUCGAAAGCACUCAGAGAAGCGGCGUUGGUUGCGAAGCACGCCCAUUUUGCAUACAGAACGCCGAGGAAGAAGAGUUUGGGGUGGAGGAACACGGGCGUGUUGGGGGAUUGGGAGGACGUGGAGGCGCCGAAUGCUCCGAAACAGACGCGGGUUUCGGCGUCCCGACUGGGUAGUGGGAAGAAGCUGGCAGAUAUUUCGGUGGCCCUCUUUAAGGAUUUGGUUUUGGAACUUGAAAAUUAACUGCCUAACUAACUAACUAACUAACUCGAGAUUCAAUUAGGUCUUCGGAUUGUCCGAGGAUUUCUGAUCAUAUGCUAAUCCCAUUAUAUAUCUACAUAUGUAUGAUUUGUUGUUGAGGAUGUCUGUCUGUCUCUGCCUGUAGAUUGUCGAUGUCAUGACAUUGAAAAUCUGGUUGGAUUUGGAAGUCUGUUGUUGUAAGUUUCACUUCGGGCCAGACAAAAUAAAAGUUAGUUCACGACGACAAUGAUAUGCUUUUGUGCUUCUUGAGGAUUUUUUUUAUUGUUUAUUUAUUUAUUUAUUUGUGUUUGGUUGAUGUCUGCUUUGUUUAU